This is a messenger RNA of Phialemonium atrogriseum, 1032 nucleotides long. RefSeq names its product S-adenosyl-L-methionine-dependent methyltransferase. The transcript is spliced from 3 exons. NCBI's taxonomy places the organism in Eukaryota, Fungi, Ascomycota, Sordariomycetes, Cephalothecales, Cephalothecaceae. Bases 1 to 1032 code for a protein of 343 amino acids. The record is from RefSeq and is a predicted model, not a curated record. Gene Ontology annotation, molecular function: methyltransferase activity.
AUGAACAGCGGCUCCAACAACUCAGCCCGAGUGCCGGGUCUGCACGAAGCCCGGACGCACCCAAGAGAAGAUGACGAUGCCGACUCGGCGGUCGACUCGGGAAGCAUCGCGUCGUCGACCACAUCACUGACCGACAGCAUUUUCGACUACCGCAGAUUGAAUGGGCGCACAUACCAGCAGUCCAAGGCGGGAAAUGACUACUGGGCGCCAAACGACGACCAACAAAACGAAGGCCUCGACAUCAUCCACAACGUGCUGUUGAUGGUGCUAGAUAACAAGCUAUUCCUUGCGCCAAUUGGCGACAACGUACAUAGGGUCUUGGACCUCGGAACCGGCACGGGGAUAUGGGCCAUCGACUUUGGGGACCAGUUUCCGAACGCCGAGGUCAUUGGUACCGACAUCAGCCCCAUCCAGCCCACCUGGGUGCCGCCAAACGUCAAAUUUUCCAUCGACGAUUGCCUCCUCGAGUGGACAUGGCCGGAGAACUACUUCAAUUUUGUGCACAUCCGCGCCAUGUACGGCAGCAUCCCCGACUAUGGCGCCCUCUACAAAAAGGCGUUCCGGCAUAUCGCACCGGGUGGCUGGUUACAGAGCCUGGAAAUGGACGUGAAAAUCGAGUCGGACCAUGUCGACAUCCCUGAGGACCAUAUCUUUAACCAAUGGGCCGACCUCUUCUACCAGGGAGGCGAGAAGAUGGGUCGCACAUUCACCAUCAGCCAUGGCCACAAAAUGAAAGAACUCAUGGAAGAAGCGGGGUUUGUAGGCAUCGUCGAGAAGAAGGUCAAGGUGCCGCUCCACGGUUGGCCAAAGGACCAGAGGCUCCAGCACGCCGGCUACCUGGCGCAACUGGCGCUCGACCAGAGCCUUGAUGGCUUUGGGACGUUUCUCUUGACGCAGAUCCUGGGUUGGGGGAGGACCGAGGCUACCGUCUUCAUAGCCAAGAUGCGGCAGGAGUCGAGAAAAAAGUCGAAUUACCCCUUCUACAUGACAACGGUUGUUUAUGGGCAAAAGCCAGCUGCGACGACAGGCUAG